Messenger RNA from Auanema sp. JU1783, 1548 nucleotides. The record is from the annotation of a GenBank genome assembly. NCBI's taxonomy places the organism in Eukaryota, Metazoa, Nematoda, Chromadorea, Rhabditida, Rhabditidae.
AUGAAUAAUUAUUUUCUAUAUGUUCCGUUUUGUUUCCUACUUCUUCUUCUUCUCAUAAUUCAACCAACAGAAUGUAAACGACCGAAAAACAAAUCCUGCAAACGUACCGCUUUCAAUCGUAGAACAACCAACUAUCAAGCAUGGAGGGAGCAAAUGACAGUUUGCGACCUCUUAGCAGAAUACGAUCCAGCCGUCAGACCUUCUGGUCGAACUCCCGAAAAUUCAGAAAGAGGGCCUGUCCUUGUUACCACAAGUCUCGAUAUUCGUUCCAUAUCAGCUGUUUCAGAAAAAAACAUGGAGUUUGUUGCUCAAUUUCGUUUCCGACAGGAAUGGUACGAUGACCGUCUCCGCUUCAUCGAACAUAACUUAGAUAGCCACACAUCUCGCGAUUUCCGAAAUUUUGAAUUUAUCCAUGUAGCUAGAGACCAACGUCUGUGGAUACCGGAUACGUUUUUCCAGAAUGAACGAAAAGGAUGGUAUCAUAUGCUUGAUCAGGAAAAUAAAUUCUUAAAGAUACGUUCAGACGGUAAACUAAUCUACGAUAGGAGGUUAACACUUCAUUUGGCUUGUUCUAUGCAUUUAUCCAAAUAUCCAAUGGAUACUCAGAACUGCGAGAUUGCUUUUGCUUCUUAUGCUUAUACGACUGAUGAUAUCAAAUAUGAAUGGGAUAAGCAUUCCAUUAAGUUUCAUCAUGGGGCCAAUGGCGCUCUGCCAAAUUUCGAAAUCGCGAAAUUCGUGAAUGGAACUUGUCAUUCCAAAACUAAUACAGGUGAAUACUCCUGUUUAAGAGUCGAACUCAAACUCAAACGCGUCUUUUCUUUCUUCCUGCUUCAACUGUACAUUCCUUCGUCUAUGCUUGUUGGGGUUGCAUGGAUAUCCUAUUGGAUUGACUGGAAAAGUACCGCAGCUCGAGUUCCUUUAGCCAUUAUUACAUUGCUCACAAUGAUAUCUACCUCUCAUGCUGUUAAUUCGAAUCUACCUCCAGUUUCAUAUGCUAAAUCAAUUGACAUAUGGGUUGGAGCUUGUGUCGUUUUUAUAUUUUUCUCUCUUAUUGAGUAUGCCGUAGUAAACUAUAUGGGUAUAAUGGAUGAGCAUAGACAAAUGAGAAAGGCAGCUUGUAAUCGCAGCCGUCUAUCGAAUGUGAUGGAUACUGAUGUCUAUAUGCAGUCUGUAGAAGCUAUGACCUCCCCUAAUUCGGUAGGAGGGUUUAGUCCUCAAGAAAAGAAGCAUCUUCUUCGUCGUAAACGGAAGAAAUCAUUCGAGCUACGAGAGCAGAGUUAUGGAGGGACUAAUCAAAUGGAAAUGUCUGACUUAGGUCCUCCACGUAAUGCCGGAAUGGUGGAAGAAGGCUGGACAUUCCAAGACACUACAGAUUUGGUUUAUAUUGGCCAGAGAAAGCGGGUUGAGUUGGUCAGAUGGUGCAGUGUGUUAUCAUCACGUGGCCGAGCUGAAAGAAUUGAUAUCAUUGCCAGAAUAAUCUUUCCUAUAUGUUUCAUCCUUUUCAAUUUUGCCUAUUGGAGUAUAUACUUAGAUAAUGAAGAUGAAUAA